Messenger RNA from Syzygium oleosum, 861 nucleotides. RefSeq lists its product as uncharacterized. The transcript has a single exon. The record is from RefSeq and is a predicted model, not a curated record. Bases 192 to 635 code for a protein of 147 amino acids. Lineage: Eukaryota; Viridiplantae; Streptophyta; Magnoliopsida; Myrtales; Myrtaceae.
AGGACCGUCUUUCCAGUCGCCGAUGUUCUUCUUUAAGAUACCUUUCUCACUUCCAUGGACAAAGUACUAAAUCCGAGAUCUCCCUCACUGUUGUCUCUUUAUAUCGUUGCUUUCAGCCCUUUAACAUAACCAAAGCAACAACCCCUCCAUUCCUUGAAGCUUCCCCCCCGAGUCCCUCUUCUGACCACACAAUGAAGAUGAAGAGAUGGUUGCAACAGCCGCAGGACGCCAAGCAAGCCAAGGCGGCAGACGAGAUCGCGGCGGUCCUGAAGCGGUUCGGGGACGAGCAGAGCACGCUGCUGGACCGGUUCGAGCGGCUCUCCGUCGAGGUCCAGCUGAACCAGGCCAUGCUGGGGAGGAGCCUCUCCGACCCGAGCCUCGCUCAGCCCGCCCACCCAAGGGCAGACCGCAGUUCAGCCCACAGAGGCACGGCGGCGGCCGAGCGGCGAGGCCAUGGCGGACCGUCGAGCUUCCGAAGGGUGCUCAAGAAGUUGUUCGGGCCCAUUCUCGGUAAGAAGAGCUCAGGAAGCAACAAUGUAGUAGGUGCUGCAGCGGCAGCAGCAGCAGCAGAAGCGGAUUCCAGGAUUCCCAACUACCAGUAUUCCAAGGCUUUUAGCAGAUCGCUGAGGAUCUAACAAUUAAGGAAAAUUCUCCGCCGCGGCAAUCACAGUCGUCGGAUUUUGUGGGACCGAUGCUAUGUGAUUGACACGAUCUGUCGCGGAUCAGAGUCCAGGCAAGUAUUUGCCCUGAAUUUGAUCCUGUCUUUGUUUCUUUUCCUGUUCUAAAAGCUAGUCUAUGUCUUGUAAAAAUAGUGCUGCGGAAUAAAGAGGUGUUGCUCUUUUACUUUUCUGACUUAGCAAA